AUGGCGGAGCGUGGCGGGGACGGGGGGGACGGCGAGCGCUUCAACCCGGGGGAGCUCAGGAUGGCUCAACAGCAGGCCUUGAGGUUUCGAGGCCCAGCUCCCCCGCCAAAUGCAGUGAUGCGAGGCCCACCGCCUCUCAUGCGACCUCCUCCACCUUUUGGUAUGAUGCGAGGCCCUCCGCCACCACCUCGGCCCCCCUUUGGACGUCCUCCUUUUGACCCAAAUAUGCCACCAAUGCCUCCUCCAGGAGGGAUCCCUCCACCUAUGGGCCCUCCGCACCUUCAGAGACCGCCUUUCAUGCCUCCACCCAUGGGAACCAUGCCUCCUCCUCCGGGUAUGAUGUUUCCACCAGGAAUGCCUCCUGUGACUGCCCCUGGCACUCCAGCACUGCCUCCAACUGAGGAGAUAUGGGUUGAAAAUAAAACGCCAGAUGGGAAGGUUUAUUAUUAUAAUGCUCGGACACGUGAAUCUGCCUGGAGCAAGCCAGAUGGAGUUAAGGUUAUUCAGCAGUCAGAACUGACACCUAUGCUUGCAGCCCAGGCCCAGGUUCAGGCCCAGGCCCAAGCGCAAGCACAGGCCCAGGCUCAGGCCCAGGCCCAGGCACAAGCACAGGCUCAGGCCCAGGCCCAGGCGCAAGUGCAAGCACAAGCAGUAGGAGCUUCCACCCCUACGACCAGUAGCCCAGCGCCUGCAGUAUCCACCUCAACAUCAUCAUCCACCCCAUCCUCUACCACUUCUACCACGACAACUGCCUCUUCGGUUUCGCAGACAGUAUCAACACCCACAACACAAGAUCAGACCCCAAGUUCUGCUGUUUCAGUUGCUACGCCUACAGUUAGUGUUUCAACUCCUGCUCCUACAGCCACACCUGUGCAAAAUGUUCCCCAGCCGCACCCCCAGACGUUACCUCCUGCUGUCCCUCAUUCAGUACCUCAGCCAGCAGCAGCGAUACCUGCUUUUCCACCAGUAAUGGUACCUCCGUUUCGUGUUCCCCUUCCUGGCAUGCCAAUUCCGCUCCCAGAGCACUUUCAGAAUUUCAUCUUGCAAGAAAGAAACCAAAAACUUUCAAGAAUUGAUGGUGUAGCAAUGAUGCAAAUAGUCAGCUGCCCGUAUGUAAAGACAGUCGCUACCACCAAGACCGGUGUGUUGCCAGGAAUGGCCCCUCCUAUUGUACCCAUGAUACAUCCCCAGGUUGCUAUUGCAGCUUCACCUGCUACCUUAGCUGGAGCAACAGCUAUUUCUGAGUGGACUGAAUAUAAAACAGCAGAUGGGAAGACAUAUUAUUAUAAUAAUAGAACAUUAGAAUCAACCUGGGAAAAACCCCAAGAACUGAAAGAAAAAGAAAAAUUAGAAGAGAAGAUUAAAGAGCCAAUUAAAGAACCUUCUGAAGAACCUUUGCCCAUGGAAACGGAGGAGGAGGAUCCUAAAGAAGAGCCAAUAAAAGAGAUCAAGGAGGAACCCAAAGAAGAAGAGAUGACCGAAGAAGAAAAGGCUGCCCAAAAGGCAAAGCCAGUAGCUACUACCCCUAUUCCUGGUACUCCAUGGUGUGUUGUUUGGACUGGUGAUGAGCGGGUCUUCUUCUAUAAUCCUACCACCCGUCUUUCUAUGUGGGACCGACCUGAUGAUCUCAUUGGAAGAGCGGAUGUUGACAAAAUUAUUCAGGAGCCCCCUCAUAAAAGAGGAAUGGAAGAAUUGAGGAAGCUAAGGCACCCAACCCCGACAAUGCUGUCCAUCCAAAAGUGGCAGUUCUCUAUGAGUGCAAUUAAAGAAGAACAAGAAUUAAUGGAAGAACUUAAUGAAGAUGAACCAGUUAAAGCCAAAAAAAGGAAGAGAGAUGAUAAUAAAGACAUUGAUUCAGACAAAGAAGCUGCAAUGGAAGCUGAAAUUAAAGCUGCCCGAGAAAGGGCCAUUGUCCCUCUGGAGUCCCGAAUGAAGCAGUUCAAGGACAUGCUGCUAGAAAGAGGGGUGUCUGCUUUUUCAACAUGGGAGAAGGAGUUGCACAAGAUAGUUUUUGAUCCUCGGUACUUACUUCUCAACCCUAAAGAACGAAAACAGGUUUUUGAUCAGUAUGUAAAGACCAGGGCGGAGGAAGAACGCAGGGAAAAGAAAAACAAAAUAAUGCAAGCCAAGGAAGAUUUCAAAAAAAUGAUGGAAGAAGCAAAAUUUAAUCCAAGAGCAACUUUUAGUGAAUUUGCAGCCAAGCAUGCUAAAGAUUCAAGAUUCAAAGCAAUUGAAAAGAUGAAAGAUCGAGAAGCCUUGUUUAAUGAAUUUGUGGCAGCUGCAAGAAAAAAAGAGAAAGAAGAUUCGAAGACGAGAGGGGAGAAGAUUAAAUCGGAUUUCUUUGAAUUAUUAUCUAAUCAUCACCUGGACAGUCAGUCUCGAUGGAGCAAAGUAAAAGACAAAGUAGAAAGUGAUCCACGUUACAAAGCAGUGGACAGUUCAUCAAUGAGAGAAGACCUUUUCAAACAGUAUAUUGAAAAAAUAGCCAAGAAUUUAGACUCAGAAAAAGAAAAGGAGCUUGAAAGGCAAGCCCGCAUUGAGGCUAGCCUUAGGGAACGCGAAAGAGAGGUCCAGAAGGCUCGGUCCGAACAAACGAAAGAAAUAGAUCGAGAGAGAGAGCAGCACAAACGGGAAGAAGCCAUCCAGAACUUCAAGGCUCUUCUGUCUGACAUGGUUCGUUCUUCAGAUGUGUCUUGGUCAGACACUCGGAGGACCCUCCGGAAAGAUCAUCGCUGGGAGUCUGGAUCCUUGUUGGAGAGAGAGGAGAAAGAGAAGCUUUUUAAUGAACACAUUGAAGCACUUACCAAAAAGAAGAGGGAGCACUUUAGGCAACUUCUGGAUGAAACUUCUGCAAUUACCUUAACAUCUACAUGGAAAGAAGUAAAAAAAAUCAUCAAGGAAGACCCUCGGUGCAUUAAGUUCUCCUCCAGUGACAGGAAAAAACAAAGAGAGUUUGAAGAAUACAUCAGAGACAAAUACAUCACUGCCAAAGCCGACUUCAGGACGCUUCUGAAAGAGACCAAAUUUAUAACAUAUAGAUCCAAAAAGCUAAUCCAGGAAUCUGAUCAGCACCUGAAAGACGUUGAAAAAAUUUUGCAGAACGACAAACGGUAUCUAGUACUAGACUGUGUGCCAGAGGAGAGGCGGAAGCUGAUCGUGGCAUAUGUGGAUGACCUGGACCGCCGGGGCCCUCCACCCCCUCCCACAGCGUCGGAGCCCACCAGACGAUCAACAAAAUAA
Pipistrellus nathusii (Nathusius's pipistrelle) is the source of this 3240-nucleotide messenger RNA. NCBI's taxonomy places the organism in Eukaryota, Metazoa, Chordata, Mammalia, Chiroptera, Vespertilionidae. The record is from the annotation of a GenBank genome assembly.